CAAUGCCCGUCCGUUGUUGUUGUCAAGUCUGCUAGAGUAGUGCCAAAUAAAAACAGGCCUUUGGCCGUCGCAGUGUCGUCCACCGUUUUGCCAUGGCCUCGUUGUUGAUCUGGGCCUUAUAGAGCUGCGCUCGGGAUGGAGCUCGCCACCAAUUCGCUGGCUGGGGAGGUCUGGAGGGAUUGUGCAAGCUGGCUGACCAGAUGCGAAGUGUUGCGCCCUGACCACAAGGCGAACUGGGCGGACGCAUCGGUGUCGGACCUCGCCUACACCUUAAGGGACGGUGUUCUCCUGUGCAACCUUCUCAACGGUCUGGAGCCAGGAUGCAUCGAGAUGAAAGACGUGAACCAGAAGCCUCAGAUGGCCCAGUUCCUGUGCCUUCGCAAUAUCAAGGCUUUUCUCCAAGUGUGCCAUGACCACUUUGGCUUGAAGAAGAAUGAACUGUUUGAGCCGUCAAUGCUUUUCGAUCUGUCAGACUUUUUCAGGGUAUUGCAUACCCUGUCCAAGCUCUCCAACAGUCCACGCAUUCAGCGUAAAAAUAUACCUGGAUUUUCAUUCAAACCAAGAACCCUAUCGCAAGAAGACAUCUAUAGAAAUUUACAUGCAAAUGUUGAGACUCCUUCAGAUCCUGACAUUACUCCAGCUUGGGAAACGUGGAGAACCGUUCCCUGGUUACAGUUCACUAUCCCUUGUCCUAAGUUUGGUGAAGUUGAAGAAGAGCUAUAUGAGGAUCUAUUUUAUGUCACAUUCACCAAUGAGGUACCAUGUCCAAUUACUCACAGCUUAGAAAAGAGAGACUAUGUCAUCAAUGAACUUGUGGAAACAGAAAAAAAAUAUGUUGAUGUGUUAUCUACACUUCAACGAUCUUUCAUGCGACCUUUGGGGCUUAUCAUAAAAGAGGAAGAUAUGAAAAUUGUCUUCCAUGGAAUUAAGGAGCUUUCUGAAAUUCAUGCAGGCUUUCAUAGCCAACUUCGAAAAGCUUGCACUCCUCAGAGUACCCUUCGUCUAAGUGAAGUUUUUAUAAAUUGGAGAGAAAAAUUCCUUAUAUAUGGGGAUUAUUGUGCAAACCUUACUGGUGCUCAAAAUCUUAUCCAGGAACUUUGCACUAAAGACAAUACUAUAAACCAGGAAGUGAUUAGAUGCCAACAAGAUGCUAACAAUGGAAAAUUUAAGUUAAGAGAUAUACUUUCUGUUCCAAUGCAAAGAAUACUUAAGUAUCAUUUGCUCCUUGACAAACUCAUAAGUGAAACUCAACAUAAUCAUGAUGAUUUUAGAGGUCUUGAACGUGCUAAAGAAGCAAUGGUUGAUGUUGCUCAAUAUUGCAAUGAAGUCAAGCGAGAUAGUGAUACCUUGCAGAUCAUGCAUGAUAUUCAAGAGAGUAUAUCUGAUUGGGUUAUGCCUGAGGACACAGAGCUGAAAGAUUAUGGACGGUUGCUAAAAGAUGGAGAGCUGAGAAUCAAGGCACACAAUGACCAGAAAGUGAAAGUCAGAUAUGUGUUCAUAUUUGAUCAAGUUAUGCUCAUGUGCAAGUCAGUCAGAGGUGACCAGUACAGUUUCAAAGAAUCUCUUCCUUUGCGAGAGUACAAAGUUGAAGAUGUCACAAAUCGACGGGUUCUUCAUCAAAGUUCCCGAUGGAGUUACCAAUGGUUACUUGUUCGCAAAAGUGAGCGUACUGCUUUCACAAUGUAUGCCCGUACAGAGGAUCAAAAGAGAAAGUGGAUUAAAGCUAUUCAGGACGCCCUUGACAACAUUGAACCAGCUGUUUGCCGUAACACUGAUCAUCGUUUCCAAAUGACAACAUUUGAGAAGCCUACUACGUGCAAUCACUGCAGUAAAUUCUUGAAAGGAAGAAUAUUUCAGGGAUACCGAUGUGAAAGAUGUUUAAUUGCUUGUCACAAGCCAUGCAUUCCUUUUGCUGGACGAUGUGGCAUGAAACCUCCUCCAGAACUGCCACCUAGGCCCCCAUUACUUAGCCCAAGACAUGACUCUGAUCCCAAUGCUAUAAACCACACAAUACAGCUUCCUCAACCAUUGCCUUUAGUAGCAGAAGGAAGUAGACGUUCAUGGACUCAUGAUAUGGAUCUUCUUAAGGAGUAUUUAUGGUUUGUUGGAGAGAUGGGGCGUGAUCAAGCCUCCAGUCUCCUUGAACAAACUGCUGAUGGCACAUAUUUGUUGAGGAUUCGUCCUCAAGGACCAACUCACCCCAAUGAGACUGCAUAUGCCUUAAGCAUGAAGGCUGACAAUGAGGUUAAGCAUAUGAAAGUGUAUGAAAAAGAAAUUGACAAUAUUCCUCAUUACUAUUUGUCUGAAUCUCGAUUCUUUCGAAGUGUUGUGGAACUGAUAAGUUGCUAUGAGCACACAAGUCUUGCUGAAAACUUCAGCGGGUUACAUGUUAAAUUGCGUUGGCCAUUCCGUCGAAUAGUUGUUGUUGCUGAAUUAGACUAUGAUCCAACGGAACCAAAUCAGUUACCUCUAAAGAAAGGUGCUCAAGUCGUUGUAUUGAGUAAGGAGGCUGACCACAUGGGCUGGUGGAAAGGCAAAGUCAACGAUCGGGUUGGUUUUUUUCCCAAAGUGUAUGUGCGUGAAAUUUCAGAAACAUUUAAUCUAGAAUGAAAUUCCUUAUCAAGUCAUUAAUCUGUUUGACCUUGUCUUAAGAAAUACAUUUACAUGUUUAUGUAUGUGUCUAUUUGCUGCCUGUUUCAUGUUCUAUUGUGCCUUUUAAUUGGUAUUUAUGUUUGUCCAUAUCAUUUGCUAAGCAUGAAAGCACAUUAUAUAUUUCAGUCGCCAGUCAAAUCAUGUCAAGUAGGUCUAUUGAUGAGUUAAGCUUGUUUGUGUACUGUUAAUGGAAAUAUGUUUAAAUUUAGAUUAAUCUGUGCCAAGAUGAAAUAGACUGAAGGUAUUGAUUUCAAAGCUUAUUCAUGAGACUAUUGUUAUAAUGAAAUUUUCUUUACUUGUUAAUGUACAGUGUAUAUUGUUAUCUUAAUAGCUGACCCUUUUUUUAUAAAUUUUUGUGUUACCAUAGUUCUUAUAUUUUGUUGUUUUGACCCUCUGGUACCAGUUGCUGAUAUUUGAGUCGAGAUAUGUUGGUUUCCAUACACAGUCCUGCCCUGGUCCUGCCUUUCUCACAAAUCCAGGACUCAAGUAAACAUUUACUCCUCCUGUGUUUUAAGCAUCACUACUUGGCGUUAUUUUCCAUUUUUUCAUAUUCCUUGUGGCCUCUUGCUUUUAACAACUUCCAAUUGUCAAUUUUGUUUAUUAUUAUACAUCUUAUAUUUGUGAAAAGCCAUGUAACAAAGACAUUUGCAUUGCAGUCAAAUUUCAUUUGUUGAUUUCAACCUUCUCAAUGAAGAAGUGCAGGGUUUAUGCCUACCAAAUGUCUUAUGGGAAUUGCGGUAUGUAUGAUGGAUGUUUAGGACUGUUUAAGGAGACUGAGGACGGAAUUUUCCGACUGAUAGAGUGUGAUGAACGAAAUGAAUUAGGGAAACAAAUGGCCCACCAGGAUCUUCUGUAAUUGUAACUUAGAGCGUAAUUAGUAAGUGGUUUCAACAUAAAAGCAACAAAAUGUACCUCAACUGCGUUUGACAGCCACUCAGUUGAUAUUAUCUAUUUUCAUAUGUGCCUUGAAUAUUCAAACUUCAUUUCUUGCCUGAACUACUACCAUCUGGUUAUGUUUGCGUGCAUGCCUCAUCAUCCAUGUUGCUGAUCUUGAAACCUAUAGACGAUAAAUUCAUGCCUAGAGAUUUACUAUUUUACAUUGCUACCUGUCCGACAUACUCCAAAUCUAUGUCACAUUUCCAUUAAUGAAAUAUUGAUUAAGUCCUUGUCUUGUGAAUGUUCUAUGAAAUAUGCAUGUCCCAGAUAUUGAGCACAAAUUUCAUUUUGUUCAUAACAAUUUACCUUUCUGGUAUCCCAGAGCUUCUUUGGUGCAAUUUCUAUGAUAGAUUGCAGUUCUAUGUUAUAUAAAUUAUAUAGCAUUUGUGUAUCUGUGAUUUUCUUGUUUUGUGUUCAUGUUUCAUCUCCACAACUAUCGCCUUUCAUUUAUGGAACAGCUUUUUUUAUAUAGGUACUUUUUCUUCUUUCUGAGUGAAUCACGGAAAGUGGUUUCUUCCUUUAUUUUUACUUUCAUGUUAGAUCAGUUCAAUAUGUUUUGUUUCCAUUCUAAUAGUUUUAUUAUCUUUUUUGCCAUCUUUCAGCUAUUGUGAUGAAUUUUCAUUUUGUUAUGAUGCUUAACCAUUAUUUCAUAAUUUAUCUUGAUGAAUUGAGUGUUUAGUUGAAGUGCUUUUUGUGUACACCAACCUCUUCAGUUUUGUAGCCAAAUCUGUUGAUGGUAUCAUUUAGUACUAAUCACUUGUGAACCAUGUUAAAAUUUGUUUUGGGUCACACUAUGCUCACGGAUACAUGUUUACCCCUUUUAAAAUAUAUCUGUUGUUAAACUAGAUGUUGUUGGUGUCAAAAAUAGAUGAAUACACUUCUGUCCAAUGAAAUUAUAUCUUUAUUAUUAGGAUUUGUCCAGAAAUGUGAUUUUUAGUCAGUGAAUAUCUUUUAAAAAAAACACACACAACUGUAAAAGUCAGCAUUUCAUUUUCUCAUAAGUCACAGGACUUGGUGCAAAAGUCUUGUUUGUCAUCAUCUUAUUGGACGUUACUAUUCAUGCAUUUAAUGCUGAGGACUAGUCAAGUCGAGGAAAAUAAUUAUAUGUGGACAAUAAAACAAAAUAUUUAA
Thrips palmi is the source of this 4719-nucleotide messenger RNA. It is a transcript of the gene Vav, whose product is annotated as protein vav. NCBI's taxonomy places the organism in Eukaryota, Metazoa, Arthropoda, Insecta, Thysanoptera, Thripidae. Gene Ontology annotation, cellular component: cytoplasm. The coding region runs from base 136 to 2610 and encodes 824 amino acids. The transcript has 17 exons. Gene Ontology annotation, biological process: regulation of GTPase activity; cell migration. Gene Ontology annotation, molecular function: guanyl-nucleotide exchange factor activity; protein binding. The record is from RefSeq and is a predicted model, not a curated record.